Fusarium coffeatum is the source of this 1599-nucleotide messenger RNA. RefSeq lists its product as uncharacterized. The transcript has a single exon. NCBI's taxonomy places the organism in Eukaryota, Fungi, Ascomycota, Sordariomycetes, Hypocreales, Nectriaceae. The record is from RefSeq and is a predicted model, not a curated record. Gene Ontology annotation, molecular function: oxidoreductase activity; FAD binding. The coding region runs from base 1 to 1599 and encodes 532 amino acids.
AUGACUAUUACCGCCAAAUUGGGGAGCUCUUUCAAGGGCAACUCCUUCGCCCCUAACACACUCUCUUACGCGCGUGCCAACAAUAUCUACUCCUCUUCCACCUACAAUGACACCAAAGACCCCAAAGGUCCCAACUUCCGCAACUUGAACCCUUCAGAAAUCCUUCAGCCUUCUAGCAUCGAGGAUAUUAUCUGGGUCGUCAAGACCGCCACUAAAAUGGGCAAGCCUCUCGCCAUUCGAUCGGGAGGUCAUCAAUACAGUGGUGCAUCUUCAACUGGCCCUCAGGGUAUCCAGAUAGACUUGCAGCCUACGUUCCGUCGUCCCAAUGUCGAUCUUAAUAUCUUGAGGGAGAAUGGCAAGGUCUACCUUCGCUCUAGUGUUAGCUGGAAACUCACCGAGAUCUUUGACUUUCUCAAGGACAAUGGUGUCUUUAUGCCGACUGGUCAGUGCUCUACUGUCUGCCUUGGUGGGCAUGUUCAGACUGGCGGUUACGGCAUGCUUGCGCGAUCAUUCGGUCUUCUCGGAGACUGGGUCCGUGAGCUUGAGAUCGUCGACUACAAAGGCAAUGUACUCAAGAUUACCAAGGACUGCCAUCCGGACCUAUUCUUCGGGUUUCUCGGAGGCAGUCCCGGUAAUCUGGGUGUCCUGACACACUUCAAGAUUGAAGUUCAAGAUGAUAAUAACCACCAAGGCUCCAAGGGCAUGUGGGCCGGCUUCGGCUAUUCAGAGGAGACACUCAAGACCCUUCUGGAUCUUCUCGUGAAGAAGGGUGAAGACCCCAAGUUCCCUCGUGGCUAUGAUUUCACUGUCAAUAUUGUCAGCAGACAAGCCAACCUCCUCGAUCUCUUCCCUGGUACCGAAGAUGAACUCAAGAAGAAGCUGCCAGACAGGAUUCACGACGGCAAAGAUAACAUCGCCGAUCUCCUUAAGUUUAAGUAUGCCAUGAUCGUCGUCUAUGCCCAAUGGGUCAAUCUUCACGAAGAGCCCUACUCAGACGAUCUCUUCAACCAGAUCAAGAACGUGCCAAAUGAGUUCAAGAUUAUCAAGGAAGCUCCCGACAAAACUCCCAUGUCUUACAUCGCGUCCAUGUGGCUAUUCGCAAGCCCUCGCGAGUUCCCUUACCCCUACGAUAAGCGCACCAACAGCACCGCGUCAACCCAGCUCUCCAAGACAGGCUGGUCUUCUUGGUUCGCCGGCCGUGUGAACGAGGUCAUUAAGGACAAGAAUAAUGGCCUCUGGGUCUCAUCCCAACUGCAAGUCUACGGUGGCGAGCAAUCCAUGUUUCGCAGAAAUAAGGGUAACGGCACAGCUUACACUUUCCGCGAUGCUACUUUCAGCGGCACAUGGGACGUUUUCUUCCAAGGUACGAGGGAAGCAGCCAAGAAGUGGCAGGAUCAGAAUGAUGUGGGCAGGGCAAAGUACUUUAGCAAAGAGGAUCGACGUGUUCUCUGGGGAUCGUAUGGUGAUUGGAACAUGAAGAAUGUUUGGCAGCACUACUACGAUCCUGACACGUACAAGAAGGUGCAGAAGAUCAGGAAGACUUAUGAUCCCAACGGGACAUUUACUGCCAACCCUUUCUGUGUGGAGGCUUUGAAGUAG